CUGCUGGGCGUGUUUGCAUCUCUGUGUGGUCGUGGCCAACAGAAACACUUCCUAAUGUUUGACAGCUGUUGUAGUCACUAGUUGUUGAACCGAGCCAAGAGCAAAGCUCCAACUGCACCAUUAAAAUGAAAGUCGCAUCCUUCAAUGGAAAGAACCUGGGAUAUCAAAAAGUCUCAAACAGCACUGUCUCCAGCCAUCUCACCAAGAUUAUGUCUCAGUACAGCGUGGUGGUGAUCCUGGAGGUGGUGGAUAAAAGUGGAAAAGCCAAAGAUCUGUUGCUUCAAAAGCUCAACAAGUCCACAGAACAUAAAUAUGAGAUGGUCUUCAGCCACAGUCUGGGCAGAAGCACCUACAAGGAGCAGUUUGUGUGCUUCUACAGACCGGACGAGGUGACCCUGGAGGACAAGUAUCAGUAUGAAGACAACCAAGCCGGAGAUGAAGAUGCGUUUGCCAGAGAGCCCUUCGUCCUGCGCUUCAGCUGUCCCAACACAGUUGUGAAAGACCUGGUUCUGAUCCCAGUCCACACCAAACCAGAAGACUCCACAAAGGAACUGGACGAGCUCUAUGAUGUUGUCAUGGCUGUCAGGGAGAAGUGGAACACUGAUAACAUUAUGCUGUUAGGAGACUUCAACGCAGACGGUCGAUAUCUGUCCCAGAAGAAGAAAAAGUCCAUUCGUAUCUCCUCUGAGCCCUUUCACUGGCUGAUAGACGACAGCGUCGACACCACAGCCAGUAACAAGAACGACAACACCUACGACAGGAUUGUGGUGUAUGGACAGGCCAUGCUGGACGCCAUCGUCCCCGACUCAGCCGCACCCUUCAACUUUCAAAAAGAGUUCGGACUGACGGAUGAAGAAGCUCUCAGCAUCAGUGACCAUUAUCCUGUGGAGGUGGAGCUGCAGGCUGAUUCCACUCCAAAGAAAGGACCACAGAAGAAGCCAGAAGAAGUAAAGCAGACUAAAGGAGCUAAGAAGGACGGACAACCGGCCGAAACCAAAGUACCAGCGAAGAAGAAACGUUAGGUUUAACGAUCACAUCUCAUUUUUUAAUUUCACAUCAACUUGUGAUUUUAUAAAGAAGCAGUAAACGCUCUCAAAAUGCAUUUGUUUUUAACUGAAUUAUUUUUAAAUACAAAAACAACCAGUGACCUAAAUGACAUGAUACAUAUUUGAUAUUUAUCUUGUUUGCCUCUGACCACGUACUGUAAAAAACAACUAUUUGUUGGAGAAUAAAAGGAAACUGUUUCAGUA
Nothobranchius furzeri (turquoise killifish) is the source of this 1250-nucleotide messenger RNA. Its product is annotated as deoxyribonuclease-1. Lineage: Eukaryota; Metazoa; Chordata; Actinopteri; Cyprinodontiformes; Nothobranchiidae. Gene Ontology annotation, cellular component: nucleus. Gene Ontology annotation, biological process: DNA catabolic process. Gene Ontology annotation, molecular function: deoxyribonuclease I activity; DNA binding. The record is from RefSeq and is a predicted model, not a curated record.